This is a messenger RNA of Plutella xylostella (diamondback moth), 1414 nucleotides long. Its product is annotated as nose resistant to fluoxetine protein 6. Gene Ontology annotation, molecular function: acyltransferase activity, transferring groups other than amino-acyl groups. The record is from RefSeq and is a predicted model, not a curated record. NCBI's taxonomy places the organism in Eukaryota, Metazoa, Arthropoda, Insecta, Lepidoptera, Plutellidae.
AACCCCAGUGCUAGCAGUACUGAUGUUCUUCACAUCCUCGGUCCUGUGGCACUGCGGCGGCGGACCGCUAUGGCCACGGGAGAUGAGCGUGGAGGUGGACUCUUGCAGGAAGAACUGGUGGCUGAACCUGCUGAUGGUGGCCAACUAUGUCGAUGUGCAGAAUAUGUGCUACGUAGUCUCCUGGAGCGUCCAAUGCGACUUCCACUUCUUCGUCCUGGGCACGCUGGUGCUGCUGGUCUACCGCCGCCGCCGCGCGGCCGGGGCGGCGCUGUUUGUGGCGCUGGUAAUAGCGUCGCUGGUGUCGACGGCCGUGGUCACCUAUGUGAAUGACUUCCCGCCACUGUUUAUGUAUGAUAUAGAGGCCAUCAACACCCUGCGUACCUACGCGGUCCUGCGCGGGCGCUACGUGCUGACUCACGCGCGCUUCGGGCCCUACCUGGUGGGGAUGGGGGUGGGGUAUGUGCUGGAUAAAUGGAAGGGGGGUAAAGCUGCCAGGGGCGCUAAGGUUGGAAUGUGGCGCAGCAGCUUGGCGGCGCUGGGCUGCAUCAGCUGCGUGCUGGUGCUGCUGUACUCCGGCUCCUGGUGGUACGGACCCGCGCAGCACCCGCAGUGGCAGGUGCUAACCUACGCGACGCUGGCGCGGCCGCUGUGGGCGCUGGCCGUGGGCGGGCUGCUCGUAUGCUGCGUGCGCGCACCCAUACCCCUCCUAACCCCGGUGCUCCGCUGGCGCCCGCUGCGGCCGCUGUCGCGGCUCACGUACGGCGUGUACCUCGCGCACACGCUGCUCUACUUCCGCGCCAACUACGCGCAGCAGAACCCCGUGCAGGUCGACCUGGUGCUGAUUAUGAACCAGAUCCUGGGCACGCUAGUCAUGUCGAACGCGUGCGCGCUGGCGCUGUGGCUGCUGGUGGAGGCGCCCGCCAACCGGCUAUGCGCGCUCGCGCUUCGGAACAACAAGAGUAAAUCUUCAGCGAUCAAACCUAAAGAAGAGACUACGAAUAACAUCCCUGUUGCUACCGUUUUGACGUCUUUAUAGCAUGAGCAGAAAAAUCAUAGGCACAAAAAAAGAUUAGAUGAAAUAUGCAGAUGGCGGCUUACAUAAGUGGAAAUAGGAUAGAAAAACCUAAUAAUUGGUUGAGAUAGCAAGAGUUAUAGUAUUUUUUUUAUUGUUUCUUAAUGUAUUUAGGCUUGUAUCUGUAGUCAGUGUGAGAUGUACAAUGUGAUAAUAUUGGGUCCUAUAGUAGUUAUGAAUUUACUAAUAAGUAUUUAGUGUUUACUAAGUGAUAAUGAAAUCAAGGGGUGUAUUAUUUACAUAAGCAGCCAUAAUUAUUUGUAUUAUAUAUUUUGUAGCUAUAACUUUACUUGUUGAUUAUAAAUAGUAUUGUACUUAUUAAAAAUUUACUGUUAAAAAAAA